Messenger RNA from Miscanthus lutarioriparius, 261 nucleotides. NCBI's taxonomy places the organism in Eukaryota, Viridiplantae, Streptophyta, Magnoliopsida, Poales, Poaceae. The record is from the annotation of a GenBank genome assembly.
AUGAGUUCGUCAUCAUGGACGGAUAGGCAGAACAGGCUGUUUGAGAAGGCACUAGCCAAGUAUGAUAAAGACAAGCCGGACUACUGGCAAAACGUGGUUCAGGCAGUGGGCGACGGAAAGACGAUCGAUGACAUGAAGAGGCAGUUCAAGGAGCUGGUUCGAGACGUGGACCACAUUGAAUCCACAGGCGGUCAGAAUUCACAGUAUGACGGCGGCAGCAGCAGUGGAAGCGGCAUUGAGCAGAGGCGCAACCUCCAGUGA